UAAGGUACCAAUGGAGAGGUCUUCUCUCAAGAAAUGCAUUAUUAAUGCUUAAUAUAAAAACAGUAUCUCUUAUGAUUUGAAAGAUAUGGCUUAUAUUCAAAUUUUCUAAAAGUAGGUCAAAGGUCAAUGUUAAGCUCACCAGGCCAAAGAUUUUGAUGUCAAUAGAAAGGUCUUGCCCAAGAAAUAUACAUGCAAAAUAUGAAAGGUACAGCCUCUUAUAUUGUAAAAGAUAUGAUCAGGUAAAAGUUGAUUUUCUUUUUAUUUUUUUUAUUUUCCAAAACUAGGUCAAUGUCACAAGGUCAACAAAGCAGAUAUUGUUGAAAAGGUCUUCUCAUAAGAAAUGCAUGCUUAAUAUAAAAAUAAUAUCUCUUCUAAUUUGAAAGAUAUGGCACAUAAAUGAAUUUUCUAAAAGUAGGUAAAAGGUCAAUGUUAAGACCACCUGGUCAAUGAGUGUGGUGUCAAUGGAAAGGUGACUUGCCACAAGGAAUACACAUACUAAAAAUGAAAGGUCUAUCUCUUAUGGUAUAAAAGUUUAAUUGCCACAGACAGAUGGAGAGACUGUGAGACAAACAGAUGGACAGGCCAAAAACUAUAUGCCCCCGAAUCUUUUAUUCUGGGGACAUAAUAAAAAAAGACAUUUACUGUUUUUUAAGUUUUACAUGGUGAUUUAUGGGGUAGAAAACAGUAACUGUUGCAAAUAUAAUUCAUUGGCGUAAUUGCACAGUUGCACCAUAAGCUAAUUAACAACUAAAUCCUGUUUACCUGAGGAUAUGGUAGCCAUGCAGUUUACACACUUAGAAUAAACAUACCUCUAAGAUAUCAUACCCUCAUUAAGUUCAGAUUACAAAUUGAUAUCAUGAGUUAUCAGUAGGAACCUCUUACAAAUGAUUUGUUAACAGUUUGUUCACAGUGAACCUUAUAACUGUCAGUGACCCCUACACAUAAUGUAUCUAUAGACUAAAUGUACUACGUACAUUACAAUACUCUGAUAGGGUGAAGGCAUGUGAAAAGAUUCAUUUACAGUAAAGCAAACAACAACAGAACUAAAAAUGUUUGUUGAAUAAAGAGACAUCACUUUUAGUACACUCCUCAAAAAGUUGAGCACUAGUAUCCUAAUUUAGCAAUAUCUGCACUCACUCAGUUUUCCCCUUGACAUUCUUACUAACUGAAACUGCAGGUCAUCGAUCGAACUCUCAACUUCUGAAAUUGCCUCAUCACUGCGUAUGAAUACACUUGACCUAAUCUACAUUUGGCACAGGGUUAUUUUCGACUUGUGUUUAUUUCGUUUUUCUACCCUUGCAAACGGUUUCACUCUGUUUUAAAUUUGUCUGAUUGACACAGUUGUGUUAAAAGAGAGAAAAGGGAGGAGAAAGGGGUUUCGCCCAGUCUUAAAUUUGCCCACUGAUAAGAACGAAAAUAAUAUGGGGCAAAUAUUUCCCUGGAUACAGUACUUUUAAAAACUGAAAGACAUUUCUCAAAUAAUUGUAUGAUUUCCUACAAUGAUAGUGACAAGUUAUGUCAUUCCUGAGUAAUGGCAAUGGAUCUUAUAUUAUCUUAUCAACAUACAUGCAAUUCUAAUGGUGGCUAUCUAAAGUUUUCAAUAUGUAUUUAUAAUACACUGAAUAUGAUCCUAAAUCAUUACUUAGGUGGAUAAAAACAUAUUGGCUUUCUGGUGUUUUUUAUAUCGCUUUUCAAUCUUGUAUGACAUAUUUAUGAAUAUGAUGUCUUCAUAGAGUGUGUGAUAGAGUGAAAAUUCAUAGACUCUGUUGAAAAAUCAAUUUCCAACCAUCAUGGCUAAAUUACUUUAAUAAAUGAUUAACAGUGGGCAUUGUACAAUGUAGCUGAAAUAGGAUUGAAUCAACCAUAACCACUCAAGUUACAGUAUUGCUAUAUUGUUCAGCAUUUCUCAUAGUCCAAACAGACAGACAUGAAUAAUUCUCCACAGCAAAUAAAAUUACAGAAAUUGCAUCUGAAGUCUUCAAUCACCUGCACAAGGAAGCUAUAUUCAAAUAGACAAACACACACAAAAUUCCUCAUGCAGCAAAGAAAAAUAUCAACCAUUUAUUGAGGAGCAAAUAAAUCAUUAAUUUGCUGCACAAUGAAUUAUGAGUGGAUUCUACUCAGGGAUAAUUUUCAGUUGGUUUUAGAUUUGCUCCUCCGUUUCGGAGCAUAGGGAAAAAAACUCUGUAUAGAUGUAUCAUUAAUUUUUAAUAUCCCAGUGGGAGAUCAAACACAUAUAUUACAUAGAAUAAUAUUGUGAAAGCUGUUUUAUCAUUGUGCAGAUAAUAACCAGACCUCCAGAUAAGAACAGAAAAAAGAGAGAGAGAGCCACCACGCGUGGAACUCCGAGGCAGAAUACCUAGACAGAAUCAGCUGAUCGUGGAUAUCUUGUUACACUACUUCACCAAAUUAGGUGUGCUUGUUAUCUCUGGUUACUUAUACAAUUCUAUCAAUGAAGGUGAACAAUUAAUUCAAUGACAGGAUUUAGUGGGGACCAGACAAGAUGCAUCUCACCAUGGCAACCGAAGAGGACCCACACCACCACCACCACUCUCCCCACGCUGCUCUGUCGAGUUUGACAAUACACAAACUUCCAGACAAACUUCUCCUUCAUAUCUUUUCGUUUCUGAAGCACCAAGGACUAGGUAAAGUAGCUCGCGUGUGUAAGAAAUGGCGGUUGCUUGCUUACGACCCUCGACUAUGGAAGAGUGUGUCUCUUCGGCCGGAGUAUGGUGGACUACAUGUUCAGAGUGUGGACACUCUACAGACACUAAUAGGCAUAAGAUUUGGGGCUACAAUGAAGUAUACAGAGCUUCCGUGUGAACUGAUCACGUCACCUAUUUUGCAUGAACUUGCAAACAAGUGUCCAAAUUUAGCAUACAUGACAUUAGACUUUGCCAAUGCCAUGCAGUUACACGAUUUCAAUGAUUUGAACGCCUUUCCCUGUAACCUCCGGAGCCUUUGUAUAUGUUUAUCAGAGGUGAUAUUUCUGGAAGGGUUCAUGAGGAGAAUCUACAGCUGUCUGUCCUCUCUGGAAGUACUCCAUUUAAUUGGUACUUUCGAAAUGUCAAUGGAGGCAGAGGAGGACAUAUACGAAGUAAUCAACAUUGGAAAAAUUAAAGCACACACCCCCAAUCUGAGAAUAGUCAAUAUGUACGGAAUCACCUUCAUUGAUGACUCUCACAUCGAGUUGCUAACAUCCAACUGUAUCCACAUUGAAACUCUGGCCUUGAACUUUUGUCUCCGAGUCAAAGGUUCCUCUUUCAAGUCCUUGGUGCAAAGGUGCAAGAAACUAAAAACUCUUCUUCUGCAACACACAGGUGUUGAAGAUCAUCAUAUGAUGGCUGUUCCCUGGGAAACCUCAGUCAUCUCUGAACUUGAUCUGACCUCUACGGAAUUGUCAACAGAGUGUCUGGAGAAUAUCCUACUUCGCAUGCCAGGAUUUACUUACCUAGGAUUAGGAUAUUGUGAAUUCUUUUCAGAUAGGAUAUUGGAUCAACUGUCACAGAAGGGAAAGUUUAACAAGCUUCAAGCACUGGAUAUCAGCCAUACCCAUGCUCUGUCUGAGAAUGCCAUCUACCAGUUCCUACAAUCUCAUGGUCACCAUUUGACUGGACUCAUGCUGUGUGGAAAACCAAAGCUAACCGAGAACUUCUGGCUCAAUGUCAUAGGAUUUCUAACCAGCAUCAGGGUGUGUGUGCUAGGAACAGCCAAUGGAUGGUUCCUGAGGAUCCAGAGCAAGGUCCACAUAGACCAGGUGAUUGAGGGUUUUGCCCAGAACUGCCCACGCUUGGAACGACUAGAGAUUCAGUGGGACCCCGACACCAUUAGGUUCAGUGACAAGAGCAACAAAUUUGUGGAUCACAUCAGGUUGAGAUGCCCCCACCUCAAAUCUUUCACCCUGAGUGAUGGUGAGUACUAUGAAAUGGUGAAGUCCAACUUUGAGAGGGCAGACCGACUGAAGGUUGUACGGACGACAACGAACUACUGCACCAGCAUUGUUAGCCUACUGCACUGCUUCAAAGAUCUCUUGUUCAACUGAAUCACUCGUAGUAUAUCAGUCCACCACUUCCACGAUUUAAAUUCAGCUGGAAGAACUGUCACAUGACUUUGCUGAUCUACUCUAAAAUUCAACUGAACGUACAAGAAGACAUACAAACAUCCAUGUUCAGAUAAAUCUACCCCAAAAAUUCUGCAUGUUUGUUUCUCUGCCUUUAUAACUGUUGUACAUUGAUUUGUGAAAAACAUCCCCAAACCUGUCAUAAUUCAGUUUUUUGCAACUAUCAGUUUCAUGCUUACGGCAACAGAGAAUCCAUGAAUUGCAGUAAAAACAGAGCCAAGUUUUCUGUGUAUGACUAUACAAAUACAUAUAUUUUUAUGCAUGUUUGUACAUUUUCAGUUUUUACCUGAACUACAACUUAGCUCUGCUAAUUAAAUAAGUACUGAUACGGUAUCCACAAUAUAAUGUGGAAGAAUUAUGUAUUUAGUUUUGUUAAGUUUCAUUUCAUCUUUUAGUUCUGACAUAAAGCCUACAAAGAAUAAAUUGGACAUUCACCUAAAUCUUAAGAGAAUGUAUUAGAUAAUGACUCCACCCAAAGCCAAAACAGAAUGCUUUAGGCAAUAGUUCUGCUAACUACCACGUGUAUUUUCUUCCAAAGUAAAUGCCAACUUGGUCAGCAAGAAAAUAAAUUGCAAGACUGGGAUUCAAACCUGGGCCCCCUGAAUUUCAAGUUAGGUGCCCUACUGAGCUAUCUGACUUUGUGAAUGAACCCAGCUGAUUGCCACAUUCUUUCUUCCCUCUUUUAAAGGUCCUCACACCUUAAAGACAUAAACCCAGAAUCUUUAUCCCUUGGCAGGUAUCUACCGGUCAGUUUCCUGGGCUGAUUUAGGACGCCAAAUGUAAAAGGAAGCAAGAAAAUGCAACAGACCAGUCUGGGAUUCAAACCUGGACUUGAAUCUUCCAUCAGGUGCUCUACCAAAUGAGCGAUCUGGCACUGACCUAGCUUCACAUUGGUUUAUACAUAUCACAUUAUGUGCAAUCCAUUCUACUAGAUUUUUUUCUAUAAUAAUAAUGUCCCUUUAUUGGAGAUAAAAUAUCAACCGUUUCAGUUAUCACCUUUUUUGUUUAUUCCUAUUUUCAAAGUAAAUACAAGUAAAACAUCGUAUUAUUAUGAUAAUUAUUUUGUGCAACCAAAUGUUAUUGGCAUGUCUUGUUAAAAUAGUCAUUUACUCUUAAUAAACAAACAUUUAUCUUGUUGCUCCAAGACAUGAAAUAGCAAACAGCAGUCAUAAAAAUGUGUCUGCAAAAUAUAUUUUAUGAACAUUUUGAAUUUGAACAGCUGGACUGUUUAACAAUAUAAAACUAGAAAGUAUUUUUACCAAGUGUUUUGAAGAUAAAGAACGUGCUGAAUGUAAUCUUGUGUUGUGUUAUGGAGUCCCAAGUACAAUAAUCGAUCUAUUAUAAUGAUAACUAUGCAUUGUCAGAUGGAAUGUUGAAAUAAAUUGAGUCAAUUAU
This is a messenger RNA of Ostrea edulis (European flat oyster), 5515 nucleotides long. Its product is annotated as F-box/LRR-repeat protein fbxl-1-like. The record is from RefSeq and is a predicted model, not a curated record. The transcript has 7 exons. Gene Ontology annotation, molecular function: protein binding. The coding region runs from base 2504 to 4042 and encodes 512 amino acids. Gene Ontology annotation, biological process: positive regulation of protein ubiquitination; SCF-dependent proteasomal ubiquitin-dependent protein catabolic process. Gene Ontology annotation, cellular component: SCF ubiquitin ligase complex. Lineage: Eukaryota; Metazoa; Mollusca; Bivalvia; Ostreida; Ostreidae.